AAUUAUAUUUUCACAAAUUAUUUUAUAUAAAAAAUUAAUUCUGUUAACCGGAUUCACUAUUAAUUAUAAAUUGGUGAAAAACUUUCAUUAUAUGUUGAUUUUUAGGCUAAUUCUAUGGCUAUGUGGUCGAUAACUCCGUGAGUUAUGUUUUUAUAGAGUCUAUUCGAUCGCCUCUUAAAUAUCAAAAAACUGUAGGUUUUUAAUAUACGAGUUGAACAAAAAGCUACUAAAAUGGCGUUUGCUGGCCUCAAAAAGCAAAUUAAUAAAGCUAAUCAGUACAUGACUGAGAAAAUUGGCGGGGUCGAAGGAACAAAGCUUGAUGUGGAUUUUGUGGAUAUGGAAAGGAAAACUGACGUUACUUAUGAGUUGGUUGAAGAACUUCAAAUGAAAACCAAAGAAUUCCUGCAGCCAAAUCCUACAGCUAGAGCUAAAAUGGCAGCCGUCAAGGGUAUAUCGAAACUCAGUGGUCAGGCAAAAGCCUCUACAUAUCCACAAGCCGAAGGUACCCUUGGCGAUUGUUUACUUAUGUAUGGUAAGAAGCUUGGCGAUGACAGUCUAUUUGGCCAAGCACUGCAGGAAAUGGGAGAAGCGCUUAAGCAAAUGGCCGACGUAAAGUACGCACUAGACGACAAUACCAAACAAAACUUUCUUGAACCAUUACAUCAUUUACAAACCAAAGAUUUAAAAGAAGUGAUGCACCAUAGAAAGAAACUGCAAGGAAGGAGACUAGAUUACGACUGCAAACGUAGAAAACAAGCAAAAGGUUCACAUGUUAGUGACGAGGAACUAAAACAAGCCGAAGAAAAAUUUGCAGAAUCGUUGCAUAGCGCUCAGAUAGGAAUGUUUAACUUACUCGACAACGACAUAGAACAAAUAUCUCAGUUAACCACAUUUGCAGAAGGUCUUCUUGAAUACCAUCAACAGUGUACCGAAAUUCUAAAAUUGGCAGUUAUGGAAAUCCAGGAAAAGCGCGAUCAAGCUGCCAGCCGCCCAAAACUAGAAUUUGUGCCUAAGACUUUGAAUGAUCUACAUCCAGUGGAUGUUAUCGCAGACGACAUUAAUGACGAGUACGAGUUGAUGGAACCACAGCUCGCACACGUCAAAGGUAGUUCACGAGCUUCAUCCCCGACUCACGCAAAGACUAACACGCUGGAAUUAACGUCUGGAGCAAACCAUCACGAUAACCAGCAUCAACAACCACAUCACAAUGCAUCUCCAGUUUCUUCUCCAAUUAAGUCGGUUCAACGGCAAAUACCACGCAACUCGCCUUGUUGUACCGCGUUAUACGAUUUUGAGGCCGAGAAUCCAGGAGAAUUAGGAUUUAAAGAGGGCGAGACUAUAAUACUACUAAACAGGGUCGAUGAAAACUGGUUUGAAGGCAGUACGAACGGCCGUACCGGAUACUUCCCGGUCACAUACGUACAAGUCGUCGUGGCGCUGCCCUAAGCAUCACAACUUUACUGCCAUUGACGAAGACUACGACACCAAACAGACCGCGACGCCAACUCUUCACCUCCCGCGUAAGACUUGUUUAAAAAAAAAACCCAUCAUAAUAAUAUGUAUUAUGUUAUGUAAUUUCGCCCACAAGCCUAUAAAAUUCCAAUACGCAUCAUCUGCAGGUAUACCGACGACAUUAACACAUUAUUAUAAUAAUAUAUUUACAAUGAUAUUUGUAAUAAUAUGAUGUAUUAACCGAUUUACUCGUGUUUGUGAGAUGACGCUGUCGUAAAACUUACAUUUAUUUUAAUCCCCUUACAAUAAAUAAAAUGAUAGAAACAGAAGAAAAAUUAUCAAUAUUAUAAGUAUUUAUAACACACUUUACUCGUUAAUUCCAUUCGGUUUUGUUGUUUUUAGGUGUGUAUUGUUCUUCUAAUAUUACUUUAACUACUACUAUAAUACUACUAUUACUAUUA
Messenger RNA from Melanaphis sacchari, 1913 nucleotides. RefSeq names its product endophilin-A (gene EndoA). Gene Ontology annotation, biological process: synaptic vesicle uncoating. The record is from RefSeq and is a predicted model, not a curated record. Gene Ontology annotation, cellular component: glutamatergic synapse; cytoplasm; presynapse. The transcript has 12 exons. Gene Ontology annotation, molecular function: protein binding. The coding region runs from base 232 to 1446 and encodes 404 amino acids. Lineage: Eukaryota; Metazoa; Arthropoda; Insecta; Hemiptera; Aphididae.